CUCCGAUAGAACCAGCCAAAACAGAGACAACGCAAAACAUGGCGAAUACGGUGGCCGGAUUGUCUCCGGUUUUGGCUCCAAUUUAUUCUCCGGUAACUGUUAAUCGGAAGCCAAUCAGUUUCUACAAGCCGCAUCUUCUCUCGUACAAACAAAAACCCAUAUCGACGACUCUAUACAGGUCGAGAACUGCUCUUGUGAAAGAGGAAGCACCCAAGCAAAGGGAUCGCUCAUUUUCUGUUUUUGGGUCUCUCACUGAUGAUUCGGAGUUAAACGCAAUAGAAGAAUCAAAGGAUUCCUCAGAGGUUGCUUCCAUGGAUAUUAAGCUACCAAGAAGAAGCUUGCUUGUGGAGUUCACUUGCGAUUCAUGCGGAGAAAGAACAAAGCGGCUUAUCAAUCGCCUGGCCUAUGAACGUGGCCUCGUCUUUGUCCAGUGUGCAGGAUGUCUUCAGCAUCACAAACUGGUUGACAAUCUUGGCCUCAUUGUUGAGUAUGACUUCCGUGAAACCUCCAAGGAUUUGGGUACGGAUCAAGUUUGAUUAAGUUAUAUCGAAUCAAGUUUUGUUUUGUUUCUCAGAUAUGUUCAAGCUAGAUAUAUAUAAAAAAAUGUUUAUUUUUGAAUCAAAUGUGGUAUACAUGGGAAAAAAUGUAGCUGUUCCGAGUCGAUACAUCUGUUGAUUAUCAUGAGAGGUGGAAACUUUAGGCUGUCAUAGCCACAAGAAAGAGUAUUCCUAAUACCGUAUUCUGCAACAUUCCUACUCUUCCUUCAAGCUGAUUUAAUGCAUUUCCUCCAUUCUCGUUCUGGAAUGGUGAUGGUGCUGGAGCCGUGUCCUGGGAGUCUGUUAGAACUGGAGGAGAAGGAGGGCUCGGUGGAGUUGGUGCAGGAGCUGGAGCAUGGUGAUGCCUUUUGUGUUUGUGCUUCUUCUUGUGCUUGGCAGGAGCUGGUGCUGGAGCUGGUGUAAGUGUUAUUGGUGUUAUGGGUGUAGGCGCUUGUGCUGGUGGAGGUGAAGCUGGUGCGGGUGGUGGAGAAGUUGGUGCAGGUGGUGGUGAAGCCGGUGCAGGUGGUGGUGAAGCCGGUGGUGGUGAGACGGAUGGAGCUGAAACGGGCGGGCUUUGUGGUGGUUGUGGAGGCGGAGUUGUGGGGCUGCUUACUGGUGCUGCUUUUGGAGCCGGUGAUGAAGUUGGAGUAACUGCUGGUGGAGGUGUAGCUGAAAAGGGUGGAACAAUGGUUGUUGGAGGUGUAGCAGUGGUGGUUGGAGGCGGAGCAGUGGUGGUUGGAGGCGGAGCGGUGGUGGUUGGAGGAAGAGCGGUUGUGGUUGGAGGAGGAGCGGUGGUGGUGGAGGUUGAAGGUGAAGCGGCAGGUCCUUGUGCAAUGACACUAAAGGGAGAGAUGAUGAGAUAAGAAAGUAAGAGAAGAGACCAAAUGGUUGAAUGUGAAGUCAUUGUGUUUGAGAUGAAGGCUGCAGGAAACAAAUUGGUGCAUAUAAAAAAGCUUUAGAGAGAGAUUUGAGAUUUCUUGAAGUAUGAUUGAAAAAAAGUUUGGUGCAACGAUGGGUCGGUAGUUUUUAAGAGAUUCAGUCUUCAUCAGAAUGCUACGUUGCUUCUAACUAUUCUUAGCAGCAGCCCAUUAUAACGUACUAAUCAACUAAAAUGACCCCGAUAAUAAUCUGCUUUUGUAAUUAUAACGCG
Messenger RNA from Thlaspi arvense, 1686 nucleotides. NCBI's taxonomy places the organism in Eukaryota, Viridiplantae, Streptophyta, Magnoliopsida, Brassicales, Brassicaceae. The record is from the annotation of a GenBank genome assembly.